Lycium barbarum (goji berry) is the source of this 2680-nucleotide messenger RNA. RefSeq lists its product as uncharacterized. Bases 105 to 2462 code for a protein of 785 amino acids. The transcript is spliced from 5 exons. Lineage: Eukaryota; Viridiplantae; Streptophyta; Magnoliopsida; Solanales; Solanaceae. Gene Ontology annotation, molecular function: sphingomyelin phosphodiesterase D activity. The record is from RefSeq and is a predicted model, not a curated record.
UCCAUCCUUCUUCCUCUCCCAUAUAAAACCCGCCAUUUGCACCCCUGACAGCCCCGUUUAAAAACCCUUAACUAAACCCUUACCUUUCACAUUGUCAUGCGAAAAUGAUUUCCCGGUCAUACGCAACGGACACACAGUCCAAAUCCUCCGAUAUCGCCGCCACCAUCCUCGCCGCCUCAUCUCCGCCGCAGAUCGUCGCCGCGUGCGACGCCGUUGAGUCGUUUCUACAUAAACAUACAGCUGACCAGACUCGAUGGUUCUUCUCCAUCACUUUUCCAACCCUAAUUUGUAAAAUAUUUGGGUUCGAUGAAUCUUCUUCUUCUUCAGCUGUUGUUAAGUCUGGAUGGAUAGAUAUCGCCGCUUUAUCUAAUGAUUCUCAGCUCGCAGGUAGAAUUUUCAACUUAUUAUCGCCCACUGGGGUGUUGCUAUCUUCUAUUGUGGCUGCGGAUGGGUUGUCUCUGGUUAAAUAUGUAUUUCCUGUAGAAAGGUUACCCGAGUGGGUACGUUAUAUGCUUCAAAACGAGAGAGAUUCACGGGUUUUAUCUGACUUGUGCCCGUUGUUCAAAAAUAGGUUGAAGGAGGACUCAGUUAAAGGUUCUUCAUUUCAGGUUCAGUUGAAUGUGUUUGAAUAUUACAUGUUCUGGUUUAUCUAUUACCCUGUUUGUCGAGGGAAUAGUGAGGGCCCUCAAACUGUAAGAGUUAGGAGAAGCAAAAGGUUUAGACUGGAGAAUUGGGCUUAUUCGAUUCCAGGUUUGUCGAGCACCAAACGUGGGGCGGAGCAGAAGAAUGAGGGAAAUUUGUAUAUGCGUCUCUUGUAUGCAUAUCUCCGUGCAUAUGUGCCUGUAGGUGACGUAAAGGCACAUCAACCAUAUAGGAGCUCACUGCUUCAGUACUCUUUUGCCUAUGACACUCCAGUUGUUGAAAAAGCAGAGUUCUUGGUCAAUAGUCUGAUACAUUUUUGGUUAGUUGAUAAUGAUUUCUCACCAUUGCCUGUGAUUUUGUGCAAAUCAUUUGGUGUGUCAUUCCCUUUUCGUUCAGUACUGGGUGAGACUCCUCCUACUUCAGGAUUAGGUGAAGUAGUAAAUGUGUUUGUCAAGUAUCUGAAUCUGAGUUUAAUUGCACCAACUGAUGGAACUGACCAGGUUGACUACACUGAAAGUCCUAGGUGGAAGGUUGGGGGGACAUUGAAUGCUGCUCAGUCAAGAAAUGCUGUUCCUGUUAUGGAUUCUGGUAACUCUUGGAACUCGUGGAUCCAGAGGCCAUUGUACAGAUUUAUAUUGAGGACAUUCCUGUAUUGUCCAGUGGAAAGUUCUAUUAAAAAUGCAUCACAGGUGUUCACCUUGUGGGUUAGUUACCUGGAGCCCUGGACUAUUUGUAUGGAAGAAUUUGCGGAACUUGAUGCAGAUUUAGCGAAGUCUAAUAAAAGUACACUAAAGGAGGUUACCCCGUCAAUGCCACGUGGCUAUACCUCUUCUUGGCAAGUUUUUGUAUUAGCUAACUACCUAUACUACAGCUCUCUGGUCAUGCAUUUUAUUGGUUUUGCCCACAAGUUUCUUCACACAGAUCCGGAAGUGAUAGUCAAGAUGGUUUCAAAGGUGAUAACAGUAUUAACCUCAUCUACGGAACUGAUGGACCUCAUAAAAAAUGUGGAUAUUGUAUUUCAUUCGAAACCAACUGGAUCAUCUAAAUCAAUGCUUAAUGCUUUGCAUAGAUAUGUUCCUGCUAUCCGUGAGCAAUUACAGGACUGGGAGGAUGGCCUAUCUGAGACUGAUGCUGAUGGUUCUUUUUUGCACGAGAACUGGAACAAAGAUUUACGACUCUUCAGUGAUGGUGAAGAUGGUGGACAAAAGUUGCUUCAGCUGUUUGUAUUGCGAGCCGAAUCUGAACUGCAAUCGAUUGGAGGAGAAAAUCUUUCUCAAAACCUCCAGUGUUUGGACAGACUGAAAUCUGAGCUAUGCCAGUUAUUUGGUGGCCCUAUUUUGCAGCCCAUGAAUACGCCAGAGAUGGUACAAUAUGAGCACCUGCGGAAUGAAAUCUUUAAACCUAGAAGUUUUGGCAACAGAGCAAUGGUCGAUAUUAAAUACAAGGGUGAUUGGAUGAAGCGGCCCAUCUCAGAUGAUGAAAUUGGGUGGCUGGCAAAGGUGCUUGUAAAGCUAUCAGGCUGGUUGAACGAGAGUCUUGGUCUGAGCCAAAUCGAGAGCAGCCAAGAGAGUCCUUCUUGGUCAUAUGUUGACUUGUCCAGUGAUGCAAGGAGUGUAAGUGGACCCAUGGAAACUAUUAAAGUUGUGUUGUGCUCUUUCAUUUCCUUUCUUCUUGUGUUACGUGGGGCUGGUUUGAGGUUCAUGAGAGAGCAUGGCUUCAGGGUGAAUCUCAGGGUCUUAGCAUCAAAGAAGGUGGUAGUGGUGUUGCUUCUCGUUGCUGCUUUCAGUCUACUUAGGAGAGCUUUUUGCAGAGUUGGGUAAUGUGUACAUGGGAGAUAAAGCAACAUAACAGAAUGAAGAACAUGAUGAUAGGUCUAGGAGUGAAUGAAAAAAGAACAGAAAUACUCGAGAGAGAGAGCAAAAAGAAAGGAAAGAAAAUCUGCCGUCGUGCAAGGUUUUGUUUUUGUUUUGUUUGUAAAUGGGCUAUGUUGUGCAACAUGGAGAAGUAAUAUAACAACCUUGUUUGCAGCUUUCAGUUA